Molecule: messenger RNA, 1187 nt
Organism: Nelumbo nucifera (sacred lotus)
Lineage: Eukaryota; Viridiplantae; Streptophyta; Magnoliopsida; Proteales; Nelumbonaceae
Source: RefSeq, a predicted model, not a curated record
CCGGCCAGAACCAAAAACAAAAACAAGCUUUAGUUUGUGAAUAAAUCCCCCCGCGCGCCCCCUCCCUCCUCUCACAGUGUUCAUCACAAAACAAAGCACCAUCGUCUCUCAUAACACAGACAGAAGCAACAGCCAAGACGAAGAGAGAGAAGUAGGAGGUAGCUAGGUAGCGUUGAUGGAGGCAAACCGCCAGAACAAACCAAACGGUCUCACCCUAGAAGAAUUUGCAGAGCUGGUGUCCCACAUUCGCACAUAUCACACGUUUGAGAGUUCAUCUAGGACAUGCACAUCCUUGAUAACACAACGGGUCGAUGCUCCCCUGGGCAUAGUCUGGCCUCUGGUGCGAAGCUUCAGCAACCCUCAGAGGUACAAGCACUUCGUCAAGAGUUGUAAAAUGAGUAGUGGUGAUGGAGGUGUCGGGAGUAUAAGAGAAGUCACUGUUAUCUCUGGCCUUCCGGCUUCAACAAGCACAGAAAGGCUAGAGAUUUUGGACGAAGAGAAGCAUAUCCUGAGCUUCUGUGUCCUAGGAGGCGAGCAUAGGCUCCAUAACUAUCGGUCCGUCACUUCGGUGAACGAGUUCAGCAAGGAAGGCAAGGUUUACACGAUUGUCUUGGAGUCGUAUAUUGUGGACAUACCGGAGGGAAACACCGAUGAGGAUACCAAGAUGUUCGUCAACACUGUUGUGAGGUUGAACUUGCAGAAGCUUGCUGAUGUUGCCAUGGCUUCUCUGCAGGAACAUGUUGGCCCUAGAGAGAUAGAUGAUGGCCAGACGACAAUGACAACAACCGACCACAACCAUGAUGAUAUAUACUGCAACUAGUAGUACUGAUGGGCUGAUAUAUGGCUUUGUUUUUGUGUUCCAUCUUCAAUUCUCUGCAGCUAGCAACGCUUACCGGUUAUUGUUUUACAAGGGGAAAAGCAACGUAGUAGGGCUUAAUUUGCCAGUUCCAUAUAUUGAUUGGGCUUGGCCGUAUACUCGGCUUUGGUGGGUGGGGUUUGUUAUGAGCCAUAAUCAUCAAAGCAGUCUUGAAUUCCAUUAAUUAGAACGAUCAAAACCAAUGCUGUAACACAACUUAAUAUCAUGUGUAUUCUCAAUGGGGGAGGGGGGCUUAAGCUUCAUCCAUUAAUAUUGGGGGAAAGAAAUUAAUUAAUGGUUGAAAUUCCAUCUUAUCAUCCAUCCAUUAAUG